AUGGAGUUGUAUGCAUCAUCUCAUUCUUUUCUCUUCAAACCUAAAGUUAACACUUUUCAUACAAACCUUUUUCCAAUAAAAUCCACACCUUUCAAAGCUUCAUUCUUUUCACCAAAUCACCUCACUCUCACUACCCCUAUGAAUCCUCCCACAUCUCUUUCCUCUAACGCUUUUCUGGAACACAACAACGGUUCAACUUCAACUUCUGCGCCUUUUCAUUCAGGGAUUAGAGUUGGAGAGGUGAAAAGGGUCACUAAGGAGACUAAUGUGUCUGUCAAAAUUGACUUGGAUGGUUCCGGUGUUGCUGAUUCUAGUACUGGAAUUCCCUUUCUUGAUCAUAUGCUAGAUCAACUUGCUUCACAUGGACUAUUUGAUGUACACGUGAAGGCUACUGGUGAUGUACACAUCGAUGAUCAUCACACAAAUGAAGACGUUGCUCUUGCUAUUGGAACGGCUCUGCUGCAGGCCCUUGGUGAUAGGAAGGGUAUUAACCGGUUUGGUGACUUCUCUGCUCCUCUUGAUGAAGCAUUGAUACAUGUUUCACUGGAUUUAUCAGGUCGACCACAUCUGAGUUAUAAUUUGGACAUUCCCACUCAGAGGGUUGGGACAUAUGACACACAGUUGGUGGAACAUUUUUUCCAGUCUUUAGUGAAUACUUCUGGUAUGACACUUCACAUUCGCCAGCUUGCUGGAAGAAAUUCUCAUCAUAUUAUCGAAGCAACUUUCAAAGCUUUUGCAAGGGCUCUUCGACAAGCAACUGAAUAUGACCCGCGUCGCCGCGGAACUGUGCCAAGUUCCAAAGGAGUUCUGUCACGCUCUUGA
This is a messenger RNA of Vicia faba (fava bean), 822 nucleotides long. NCBI's taxonomy places the organism in Eukaryota, Viridiplantae, Streptophyta, Magnoliopsida, Fabales, Fabaceae. The record is from the annotation of a GenBank genome assembly.